Myotis daubentonii (Daubenton's bat) is the source of this 589-nucleotide messenger RNA. It is a transcript of the gene MRLN, whose product is annotated as myoregulin. The record is from RefSeq and is a predicted model, not a curated record. NCBI's taxonomy places the organism in Eukaryota, Metazoa, Chordata, Mammalia, Chiroptera, Vespertilionidae.
CAUGGGGUAUUUGAGCUCCCGAGUGGGCCUAAGUAUAGUUUUGUCAUAAUUUAUCCCACCUGUGUCUGUCAAUUCCUUCCCACUUGCCUCCUCCCGUAAUGGCCUGGCUCAUGUUUCUUCAUAAAGCUCUAGGCCAGUUAUUAAUAACAGCCCAGUGACUCUCCUGAGCCACCUAAGAGCAUAUGGUGUUUUUCACAAAAGAGAGCGAUCAUCUCCUCAACUUUGGACUUCGCUCCCUAACCCCUGAACAGAUCCAAGGUUGCUAAGAGACCACCUGCGCUGAAUGCACUUUGUUCUAGCAAGAGCAGACAGAGAGGAAACCAAAGAGCCGUGUUAUCUGCCACAACCUGGGAUUGAGUGAGGAAGCAGGAUCAUUCUGGAUAUGACAUCUAAAAACUGGAUAUUAAUUUCUACUACUACCCCCACAAGUCUGGAAGAUGAAAUUGUGGGAACAAUUCUAAAAAUUUUGUUUGUUAUCUUUGUUGACUUAAUGUCUAUUAUUUAUGUUGUUGUAACUUCUUAGAAAGUUGACUUCCCUUUAUAAGUAAAUUUCAUAUUGAAUUCCUGUGAAUAAAAAUUUGUAGUUUAA